AUGGCAACCACCACACCAAUGUUUCACAGAUAUCAUCCUGAUUGCCAGACAGGAGUUAAUAAUCAGAUCCAAUUACAGAUAUAUGCAUCUUACAUAUAUCUGUCCAUGGCGUUCUACUGCGGCCGUGCGGAUGUAGCUCUGCAACACUUUACAUCUUUCUUCUUGAGCCGAUCAAAUGAAUGGAAAAUGAGUGCCGAAAUGCUCCUGCAAAUGCAAAACGACCAUGGAAGCCGCAUCACGCUGAGAGAUAUCACCAAGCCUGACCAAGACGACUGGCAGGGUGCCUUCCAGACAUUAGAAUAUGCCUUUCACUUAGAAGUCAUCAUCACAGAGAGCCUCCUGGAUUUGUAUGAACUAGCCAUCAACAAGGGAGAACUGCAACUAGCACAUUUCCUGAAAGAUCAUUUUCUGAGCCAACAACUGGAAACCCUGUUCAAGCUCCAUCAUUUUCUUACCAACAUGCGAGAUAUCUGGUCCAUAGAAGACACCUUAACUGAGUACCUGUUUGACAAGUAUACCCGGCACAACAGACUCUAG
This is a messenger RNA of Dipodomys ordii (Ord's kangaroo rat), 537 nucleotides long. RefSeq names its product ferritin, heavy polypeptide-like 17 (gene Fthl17). The transcript has a single exon. Gene Ontology annotation, biological process: iron ion transport; intracellular iron ion homeostasis. The coding region runs from base 1 to 537 and encodes 178 amino acids. Gene Ontology annotation, molecular function: ferric iron binding; ferrous iron binding. The record is from RefSeq and is a predicted model, not a curated record. Gene Ontology annotation, cellular component: cytoplasm. NCBI's taxonomy places the organism in Eukaryota, Metazoa, Chordata, Mammalia, Rodentia, Heteromyidae.